This is a messenger RNA of Psilocybe cubensis, 1119 nucleotides long. RefSeq lists its product as uncharacterized. Lineage: Eukaryota; Fungi; Basidiomycota; Agaricomycetes; Agaricales; Agrocybaceae. The coding region runs from base 1 to 1119 and encodes 372 amino acids. The transcript is spliced from 4 exons. The record is from RefSeq and is a predicted model, not a curated record.
AUGCCAGCUGCCACGGCGGCUAAUAAAAAACUCAUUGGUGCUUUUGUUCAAACUGCGGCGGAUGCGGACGACCUUUUCCGAGCGGGUAUUCCAGUGUGGGUGAUUCGUGAGGCCAAAUGGGCAGGGAAUGACCGUGUAGAUUCGUUCCCGAACAAGUAUAUCACUUUCGGUCGAUUCGCACGAGGCUUUCUUUCAUACGGGGAUGCAUAUAACCUGCGAGCGUACGAAGCUCCCAUUCCGCAAUCGACCGGUUCAGAGCAGACCUCGUCAACCUUUAAAAUAGGUCCUAGAGUGGCCACGAGCCGCGAGAUCAGAAAAUCAAAACAGCCGUAUCCUAUACCACAGAGGCAGGAUUUCUCAGAGCCGGUUAGUGUCUACUUACCACCAUCUCAAGAAGCAUGGGCCUUGGGGCUUUGCAAAAUCAACACUGAUGCCAAGAGGUCGCUCCUGGUCUCUCGUUCUAUGGCUCAAGCCGCCACGGCAUCGUCGUCGACAAGCACCCGAACAUCUAGUAAAAGUUCUCAAAGGGGUGAGAUUCUACAAAGAAUUUUCGAAAACUUUGACUUUCAUGCAUCCGGAGUUGCAGUCAAUGGUCACAAACACCAGGUCGCGUGGCGAGGUCAAGCUCUGAUAAAGGGCCAAGAACUGGAUAUAAACCUAGUACGAGAGGUGCUCUGGGAGUUAUCAGAGCUCAACUUUUGGUUUGAUCUCAUUGCGUUGGACCAUCAUCUUUAUUGUAGGACCCUCAAGGUUGAAAGAGAAGGCCAAAUUCUCCAGUCUCGUGAAGACGAUAUUCUCCUUUGUUUCGCAGGUGGGCCCUUGGGCACAUCUCCAUUUCUCGCACACAUCGCCAAUGCGGAUAUCGGCAUUGCCGCUGGUGAUUGGAUGGUUCGUCGCGCAUACAUCAUAUACCUGCAGAAUGCCAUGCGAGACUGGGAGGGUUUUGACUCCGCGGCCAAGCAGUGCCAUGAAGUAGAUCUGUUCACCAGAUCUUCGGAUAUUUUAUCUUUUGCGGAACACCAAUAUUUGCUCUUUGAGGUUGUACUGGUCCGACUUUUUAUUCAGCUUUUCUAUGAUGCAUUUGGUCGUGCGCCCGUCAUACCACGUCGAUUACAUUGA